Messenger RNA from Brachypodium distachyon (stiff brome), 2391 nucleotides. RefSeq names its product flowering locus K homology domain. The transcript has 7 exons. Gene Ontology annotation, cellular component: nucleus; cytoplasm. The record is from RefSeq and is a predicted model, not a curated record. NCBI's taxonomy places the organism in Eukaryota, Viridiplantae, Streptophyta, Magnoliopsida, Poales, Poaceae. Gene Ontology annotation, biological process: regulation of gene expression. Gene Ontology annotation, molecular function: mRNA binding. The coding region runs from base 201 to 1964 and encodes 587 amino acids.
UUUUUUUUUCUAGUAAAUGACGCGGCGCCGCAGCACAGCACAGACAUGUGGGUCCCCGUCCAAAACCUCCGAUCCUUCAGCCCCCACCAACUCUUAAACCCGAAACAAGCCUUCUCCUUUCCCGUGCCGUGCUCCGUCUCCGCGAAAACCACGAGCGCAACGCCACCGCCAACGGGGCGCAGACUCAAGUGCUAGUGGGAAUGGUCGACGUGCACAAAAAUUCCACAGAAAGAUGGGUUACUCAAAUGGUCAGGAAAUCUCAUGGACGAGAGGGAAAUGAAGUUAUGGGGACUGUCAUGGAACAAGGCUUUUCUCAUCUAGACUCUGCAGAUGAUACCAAUUGCUCUGCUGGUGAAAAUAGAUACCCUGGCUGGCCUGGAACCACUGUCUUUAGGAUGCUAAUUUCCUCGACAAAAGUCGGUGCGAUAAUUGGUCAGAAAGGAGAGAGGGUUAGAAGACUGUGCGAGGAAACAAAAGCCUCUGUCCGUGUAAUAGGUGGUCAUUUUGCUGCAGCAGAGCGGGUUGUUUUGAUUUUUGCAAAGGAGCAACCAGAUGAGCCAAUACCUCCAGCUAUGGAUGCGCUACUAAGAGUAUAUCAGAACAUAGUUAAUGAUGAUGGUUUAGGCAUGGGGUCUGACAGUGCGGUUGUGACCCGUAUUCUUAUACCAAGUGAGCAGGCACUAAACCUUAUUGGCGAGCAGGGUUCGAUGAUAAAUCUUAUUGAGGAAGCUUCUCAAACCGACAUUCGUGUCCUUGAUUGUAACUUGCCGCCAGCUGCGCUUGAUGAAGAUAGGAUUGUUGAAAUAUGGGGACAACCUACACGAGUGCGGAAGGCUUUAGAACUUGUUGCUCGUCAUUUGAGAAAGUAUCUGGUUGAUCGAAGUGUCAUCCCAUUAUUCGACCCUCAUGUGCCUAUGACGACGUCACACGUGGACACGUCCCCAUGUUACUACAGUGACCAUCCUGAGGGCCCUCUGCAAGCAAUUAGUUCAGUAUAUGCUGAAGAUCUUCACCGUCAACCUCCAUGGACUGAUAGUUGCUAUCCGAGGGGCAGGUAUCAUGUGGAAACUGACGUAACUGGGUACAGAUGGGAAGCACCUACAUGUUUUGGAAGAUAUCGAUCAGUUACGCCUCCAUGUAUGGGUGCAUAUAGACAAGAAACAUCUUCACCCAUGGAAGCAUAUCUAUCAGCUCCAAUGGGAUUAAGUUCGCACCACAACCUUACUUCAUAUGGAUCACAAUCAACUCCACCAAUUGGUACAUCAGCUGCUGCUGAAAGAAUACGCUCCCUUAUAUCAGUAUAUGGACAACAAACACAUCCAGUGGGGAAGGUAUAUCAAUCAGCCAACAUGGGAAACCAUCCACACUUGGAAACAUCUUUAUAUGGAAGUGAAUAUCAUCCAAGUAGGCUAUCUCCAUCAACUGCCACUAAUCUACCUCCAACUCAUGGUGUGUCUGAAGAUGGACUACAAGCAUCACCAUCCAUGAGGAUGCAUCCACCAGCCACUGUGGAAAACCUUCUGCACUGUCGUGUGUCUGCGUGUGGGCCAGAUGUACUGCUGCCUGUGGUUGUGCCUUCAUUAACUAGCAAAUCACCAGCAAUCACUUCGCAGGUUAAGGAAAAGAUGCAAGUUCCAAUUUUCUAUGCUGAAGCUAUAAUUGGCCCUACUGGUGCAAGAAUUGAAUACAUUCGUCGGGCUAGCAGGUCAAGCAUCUUGAUAAACGAUUUGGAUGAUAGUUUAAUGUCUAUAGAUAUCACUGGAAGUUCUGCAACAGAUGUCCAGACUGCAGAGCAUCUCAUAAAGGCCUUCAUGGCUGAAGCCGCCGCCGCUUCCCCUGGUCACAAUUUCGACUUCAUUCCAUCAUAUUUGUCACCAGUAUCUCCUCGAGCUGAUACCCUAACAACCUCGUAUGCUGGAAGAGAAAGUGGCAUGACAGAGCAACGCCUUGAAAUGAGCUUCUGAAAAUUCCCAAAUCCCAUCCAUUUCUGCACAUAUUUAUAUAUAUAUCCCCAAUACAGGAAAUUCCAUCAGAGUACACCCACCAAAAGUUUUUAUAAUCAUGCUGAGGAUUCCAUUUUUCCAUCCAAGAUUCGUUCCUAGAAUUGUAACUAAAUUAGUGUUAUACCUGUGGGUUAAAGCUGAGCUUAUGCUAUAGGAAAACAAAGUUCUGGUUAAUUCCUGGAGGAUGAUGUAAAAGAGAGGAGCCAUCAUGUAUGUUUUGACCUGUUUCAUCCAGAAAUGUUUUGUACUAGCUGCAAACUGAAGGUUAUGUUUAGAAACACAGGGCGAAGCAGUCCUCCUUUGCUGGUUUAUGCUUUAGAUGUUCAAGUAUGUCUGCUACGCCGAUGUAUGAUUCAGAACUGGGAUUAUUGGUUGUUGGCACACUGUA